UGGCAAAUCUUGCCACCCAUUCACACUUCCCCAAAAAAUUACUUUCCUGCCACUGUCUUGGAUCGGACACAAAUCUUGAAAUCAUACCCAUUGUUGCUGCUAAAGCUUUUACCCAUUGAAUCUUUUUCAAAGGUAGCACCUUUUUAGGUUCUUGAUACCUUACUGUAUUAACAAUCACACAGAUUCACAGUAUAUAUAUACCAUCAAAUCAAGUUAAUCUCUUUAAGAGGAAUAAAUAAUUAUGAUUUCAUCUGAUAGUAUUAGAGAAAGAGGGAGAAGAAAAAGAGAUGGUGAUAGUGAUGUGAUGAGGAAAUUGUUGUUAGGGUUAGGGUUCUUGGUGCAAGGAUUUAGGUGUUUCCCAUGGAUGGCAGUUAAUUUUUUCCUUAAAGAUGGGCUUAAAGUGGACCCUUCUACACUUCAGAUCCUUCAGAGUUCUGCUAAUUUACCUAUGGUGGCUAAGCCCUUUUAUGGAAUUAUAUCUGAUUCUUUUUACAUUUUUGGACAGCACCGUGUUCCUUACAUUGCCAUUGGAGCUUUUUUGCAGGCAAUGUCAUGGAUUGCUAUAUUCCUCUCCCCUUCAAAUAUUUCCUUUUUCACGAUCACUCUGUAUCUUCUGCUUGGGAACUUGGGUGCUUCAAUAGUUGAGGUUGCCAACGAUGCCAUGGUUGCGGAGUUAGGAAAACCACCUAUAUCUUCAUCCAAAAAUAGCCAACAAUCUUCGUCAGGCCAGCUCCAGUCAUUUGUUUGGAUUGCCUCUUCUGUUGGUGGAGUUCUUGGUAACCUUGCUGGUGGUAUUGCCAUUGAUCGUUUUUCCCCUCAAGUGAUGUUCCUUAUGUUUGGCAUUCUCUUAAGUAUUCAAUUUCUGGUUACAAGUUUUAUUCACGAGAGCUCCUUGGACCUUCCCAAGAGUCCAUCGAAUCGAGGUAUCAAAAAGCAACUUUCAGAGCUUCUAGUUGCAUUGCAGAAACCGGAGAUCUAUUAUUCCAUUACCUGGUUUGCAGCUUCUCAUGCAAUGAUUCCAGCACUUACAGGGACGAUGUUCUAUUACCAGACACAACAUUUAGGAAUUGAAUCAUCAGUGUUGGGUAUAUCUAAAGUGUUUGGGCAGGCUGGAAUGCUGUUGUGGGGUAUAAUCUACAACAAGAACCUCAAAUCAAUGUCUCCUAGGAAGCUAAUCGUAGCAAUUCAGGCUACUAUGGCUGUUUUCAUGUUUUCGGAUUUCUUAUUCGUGAAAGGUGUAUACAGGACGUUCGGUGUUCCUGACUCAUUAUAUGUGGUGCUCUUCUCCGGAUUACUGGAGGUUCUUUACUUCUUUAAGAUCUUACCAUUCUCUGUUGUUAUGGCCCAGCUUUGCCCCCCGGGAUGUGAAGGAUCUGUAAUGGCAUUUAUCAUGUCUGCCUUAGCUCUAGCUAUUAUUAUAAGUGGUUAUCUUGGUGUCGCGCUGUCAUCGUUUGUCCAGGUGACAGGGAACGACUUCUCAGGCCUACAACAUGCCCUGUUAAUACAGGCCGUAUGUACAUUGUUGCCGCUUUAUUGGUCAUCGUGCAUACCUGAUGGUAAUGUCAAGCCUAAAACCAAACCAAAAGAAGGUUGAUCAGCUGUAAAAGUGAGUGACAGUCAAUUCAGCUCAGCAGUAGUUCAAACUUACCUUCCCCUCGGCCUUCUCCAACUUGUUACGACUAUAGUUAUCGUUCCAGAAGGAUCUCAUUCGAAAAUUUGGGAGGAAAUUCACUUUAUAAUACAUAUAGAGUUUACGUAGAGUUUACAUACGUGAAUACCUUAUAGUUUAGGUUUUUGGUUAGUGCUAUUCAAACUUCAAAGUUUAGCGUUGUGUGUCUUGUAUUAGCGUUCAUUAUUUAAUAAUUUAAUUGUUUGUGGUUUUAGCUACAAUUGGCCUCGUUGUUAAUCUAGUUUUCAGUUCAAAUAAAUUCUGUACACUUUUUGAGA
Lycium barbarum (goji berry) is the source of this 1947-nucleotide messenger RNA. Its product is annotated as probable folate-biopterin transporter 7. The record is from RefSeq and is a predicted model, not a curated record. The transcript is spliced from 2 exons. Bases 242 to 1594 code for a protein of 450 amino acids. Lineage: Eukaryota; Viridiplantae; Streptophyta; Magnoliopsida; Solanales; Solanaceae.